GUACUGGUAUUAGGAAACAAACAAACAUACACAGAUACACGCACACAACACACAAAUUCGUUCGACAGAAAUGCUGGCCAAGCUUAAAACCGUUUAAAUUGAAAUAGAAAACCACUUGUACGGCGUGUACGGGCCGCUGCCAGGAAACCAAUGCGCACUUUUACCGUUCUAAAUUACAGUUAUUAUUGUUGUUAUUAUUAUUUAGAAAUUUUUUUUUGCGCCGCAGUGCGGGAGUGCGUGGUGCGAUAAAGUGGAGAAGUGAGUGAGAAGAAGUGCAAUGAAUACGUCAACAGUCAAUCGAUGCCGUCGAUCUUCGCUGACGAGGGCUGCUGGAACAACGGGCGAGGAUGCUGGAACACCGGCGACACCGGAACUGGGGGCGGGCGGCGACAGUAAUAACGGUAGCGUGGGUGGUGUGGCGGCCGUGACGCCCAGCUGCCUGGCGAAGCGUGACUCCGAGGAGGAUGCGUGGGCAUCCAAGGGAUACAAUUACAUUAAUCCGUUUGUCCAUCGCAUCGAAAUCGACAGCCACAUUGAGGUGGCCAAGACCUAUGUCCUCACGCUGCUGUUACUUCCCAUCCGGGUGGUGGGCUGCGUCCUCUCCCUAAUCUCCGCCUGGAUGUUCUCCUGCAUCGGACUCUAUGGCCUGACAUUGGAUGACCUGAAGGAGAAACCGCUUACCGGCUGGCGGAAGCAGGUGCAGUAUCUGACGGCAUGUGCCAUGCGAAUGGUGUACACAUUCGGCUCCUUCCACUAUGUGAGCAUGAAGGGCAGGCCGGCGACGCCGAAGGAGGCACCGAUCCUGGUAGUAGCACCGCACUCCUCCUACGUGGACUCCAUCCUGGUCGUGGCCAGUGGCCCGCCCUCGAUAGUGGCCAAGCGGGAGACGGCGGACAUACCACUGCUCGGCCGCAUCAUCAACUACGCCCAACCGAUCUAUGUGCAGCGCGAGGAUCCCAACUCCAGGCAGAACACCAUCCGGGACAUUGUGGCCCGGGCCCGAUCCACCGACGACUGGCCCCAAGUGGUGAUCUUCGCCGAGGGCACCUGCACCAAUCGCACCGCCCUGAUCAAGUUCAAGCCGGGCGCCUUCUAUCCGGGCGUACCCGUUCAACCGGUCCUCCUCAAGUAUCCCAACAAAUUCGACACCUUCACCUGGACCUGGGACGGACCAGGAGUACUGCGCCUCCUCUGGCUGACGAUGACGCAAUUCUACAAUCGGUGCGAGAUCGAAUACCUGCCGGUGUACACCCCCUCGCCGGAGGAGGUGGCCGAUGCUAACUUGUAUGCCAACAACGUCCGGGAGGUGAUGGCCAAGGCCCUGGGCGUACCCACGUCGGAUUACUCGUUCGAGGAUGUCAUCGUGAUGAGCCGGGCCCGUGACAUGAAGAUCCCAUUCCCCGGCGACAUCGUCGAGAUCGAGAGGACCAUCGAGAAGCUGGGUCUUGUGGAGAGCCAGCGGGACAAGGAGCUGUGCGAGUGCUAUCUCCGGCUGCCCGGAACGGACAAGCUCGAUAUCAUUACCUUCAGUGAGCUGCUACGCAUUGAUCUCAAGAAUCCUGAGCUGCACAAGUUGUUUGCCCUCCUCGAUCACCGACGUGCGGGCACCGUCAGCCUGAAGAGCUUCCUGCUCUGCUCCCUCUUUUGCAAACUGAAGAAUUCCGAUCUAUUGACUUUCCUACGGGCCCUGAUCAACCUAUAUAGCGAGUCUAGUCAAAAAAUCGACAGAGAGAGCUUCGUGCGACUAAUGCGACAUGCUGGCGGGAAACUGAAUGAGCAAAAGGCCCAAUCGCUAUUCUACGCCCUGGAUCCAGAUAACCUGGGCUAUGUAUCCUUCGAUGCCUUUGUGGAGCACACGGAGAAGCAGAAGUCAAGCUACAAAUUCCUGUACCACAAGUCGGAGCACAUAAGGAGGCCCAAGGUGGCCAACUAAGGUGGCCAAAAAAAAAAAAAAAAGCGGGGCGAGUAGGCGUUAUAGAUGGAAACCCAAGCUAAGCAGAAAGUUCAACUGUCAAGUGUAUAUUUAUAAUAUUUAUUUAUCGUGUAAUGCACGGCUCCCUGGACGCCAGAUAUAUAUAUAUAUAUAUAUAUAUACAUAUAAAUUGUAAUUAAUAUAGUUUCUAUAAUUAUUAACGUA
Messenger RNA from Drosophila bipectinata, 2137 nucleotides. It is a transcript of the gene LPCAT, whose product is annotated as lysophosphatidylcholine acyltransferase. Lineage: Eukaryota; Metazoa; Arthropoda; Insecta; Diptera; Drosophilidae. Gene Ontology annotation, molecular function: calcium ion binding; lysophosphatidic acid acyltransferase activity. The record is from RefSeq and is a predicted model, not a curated record. Gene Ontology annotation, cellular component: endoplasmic reticulum.